ACCUAGAGCGCAUUAGAAUGUUUAAUAAUCCUAGCAGCGGCCUGGGGGACAGGUGGUGGUGGCCUGACCGACUUUUAAAGAAACCUUGGGGGGAGUUGGGCGGCAUCUUCAGUUGGACAUUGGCCUCCGUAAGACGAAGAGUCAGGGAAAAAGAGCCGUAGGGUGCAGGAGACAGGAGAGCACGAGCACGGGUGCCCCCUCGGAUUUCUUCUCGACGAUCCACAGAAUAGUAGAAGAAUGCGACUGUCGACGAUCUUCGAGCUGUUACUGAUCCUCUUGUUGGUGGCUUUCGCGGCUUAUGGUCGAGUAAUUGAUCGUAAUGAGACAACGCAUCGAGUGAUUCGUGCCGCAAAUAAUGUGAAGCAAAGCGACAUAGACUUAACGACGAUGUCGUUAAAACAAGCAACCGAUAGCGUAAACAGAUAUUGCACCUGCAACGAAAACAUUUGCAAUUGCUGCCGGGACUUUCACAUACCGCUAGUGCAGUUGAAAGGACCAGGAUGCGCCUCGUUGCAGUAUCUUCAGGGUGAUAAUUUGGCAGUCCAGUUGAGCUUCGGUGAUAAUAUAUUAACCAGCACGAUUGUUAACGGAAAAAGUCCGAAACCUGUGUGCGUACCGCUACCAGGUGGCUUUACCAAAUUUUGCGGCAGGAUUUAUUCCAUCCAACGUGAUGCAAAGAAUCACUUCAAAGCAUGCCUCGGUCUGGAAUUACAAUCUCCUACCGAGUUGGAAGCUACUCUUCGUGUUAGUUGCUUCAGAUUUGGUCCAGACGGUUUAAAGCUUCGACCAGCUGAACCACUUCCGACUGUCGAGACAGACGGUACUUCAGAGGAAGACGAUGAUGAUGAUGAUUUUUUCGGGCUUGGUGGGGAUGACGAUGACGACGAUGAGGAUGAUGAAAGACCCAUCCAAAAUACUGUUUCCGAUGCCUCAGGAGUUGAUGCACAGGUAUCAGAUGAUGACGACGACGACGAUGAUGAUGACGACCCGUUGGGUUUCAGUGCCCUACUGGAUAUCUUCGGUGGCGACGAUGAAUCGCCGACGCAAACUAAAGUUACCACCUCGGCGCCGUUGUUGGAAUUCACUAUACCAAUUCUGGCGCGACCAACGACUCCUGCACCGUUAGAGGAGCAUGAGCUACCCAUUUCCAUCAAUAAUGAAGAAGGUAAUUUUGAGGAACACGACGACAAUACCCAAGAACCAUUCAAGGCAGAAGAAGAAGAAGAAGAAGAAGAACAAGAGGAAGAAGAUACAGGGCUGACGGAGAGCAACACCGAAGACAAUACCGACGAGAACAAAGAACAGAUCACGGAGUCUUCUAAUAAAAUUGUGUAUACGGCGAAGCCUGACAAAGCGCCAACCGUUAAUAAAGUGAAGAAAGGAGUCAUCGGAGACAAAAAGAAACCUACGGUGACGUCGACCAGCGUCAACGCCAUUCAUGAUCCUGAGAAGCCAGCAAAGAAGCCCAUCAAGGACGAAGACGACGAAGACGAUGACGACGAUGACAUUUUAGAUGACGACGACGAAGAUAUCGAUGAUGACGAAGAUGACGAAAUUCUUGAUGAUGAUGACGAUGAUGAUAAGGAUGAUGAAGAAGACGAAGACGAGGAGGACGAAGAUAAACUGGACGAUGAUAAGGAAGUGGAACACGACGAUGAUGAGGACGAGAAGGCCGAGGACCUUGCCAUUUUGGAUGAUGAUGAUGAUGACGACGACGAUGAUGAAGAGGAAGACGCUGUGUUGAGUGCCCUUAUAGGUACUGGAAAAAGUAAGAAGAGCAAGGAAAAUACAAAGACCAAUCAGACUAACAUCGACAAACACGACGACGAGGAUUACGGUUUUGGACUUCUUGCCAGAGAGAGGCAUUCCAGUAAAAAUCGUCAAAGCAAGAUCACGAGGCUUUGAACAAAGCAUCGCUCCAGUCAGUAGAAUAAUUGGAAGUUGAAGAAAGCUCAUCCUUCUUAUCUGGUCAUGAAUUCGUUGGUCUGACAAAACUUGAGGUGUUUUGUUCGGAUUAACGGAGCGUUUGUCGAAGAUUCGGUGGAUUGUAUAAUUGUGACAGUGCAACCUAUUUUUUAAUGAUAAGAUUACAAGAGUCAACGUAUCUCGGCGUGUUUUUCUGAUGACGCUUAAAAAUCAUGGAUGUGUGUUUUCUCUCACGACAUUUUAACUAUUUUACAACAAUAAAAUGUAAAAGAGAUUGCUAAUUUUACAAUAAUUUGUAACUGAUUUUAUUACUGAAAAGUAAGCGGUUUACUUUGCUAUCACAAUUAUUUUGUUUUUUUUACACGUAGUUAAUUUAUUUAUUAAAUAACAUGGAGACUGAUAUGAGAUCUUACAGCAAAGAUGGAAGAGCUUUCUUAAGAAGAGGCUCAAAUAGAGUUGCAUAAAAGAUUUUUAGAUCUUGGAAACAAGAUCUUUUAAGAAGAGAUCAAGAAUCUCCAAGAAGAGAUUUUUACAUAUGCGAGAAUUUAAAAGAUGCUGCUUGUAAGGAAGACUUAUAUAUUGUUCGUGACCUCAGCCAUAAUAAAUUGCUCGAUUAGUUUAAUGUUAUUUAUUAAGAGCAAAUAAAUAUUUAUUAUUUAUGUAUUUAUUAAGUUAUUUAUUGACUCUGUAAUAAAUAAAUAAAUAUAACGCGUUACAUAUUGUA
Molecule: messenger RNA, 2650 nt
Organism: Monomorium pharaonis (pharaoh ant)
Lineage: Eukaryota; Metazoa; Arthropoda; Insecta; Hymenoptera; Formicidae
Product: coiled-coil domain-containing protein 1
Exons: 6
Coding region: 238-1905 (555 amino acids)
Source: RefSeq, a predicted model, not a curated record